AUGAGGCGGGUCUGCGUAUCUUCGCAUUUUACCUCAACUUCCCGCUCCAACAAUACUGGGAUAAUAUUUGGCCAAUUAGGUAUAACUUGCGGCUGGAAGAGCCCAGGGCACGACCCUAGGUAUUUCUACCUGAUGACUGGAUUAUUCUUGUUGACCUCUCCCAGCCCUCAGGAUUUUGGUCUCGCCUGCGCCUAUUGCGGAGCCCCCAACCCCACCCUGCGGUUAUCAACUGCCUCCGCCGCCGUCCAUUUUCUGCCAGUCAUUGUCGUUGCAUUCCCGCUAUCUUCAAUAGGGCCAAUGCACGUCGCUGCGAGUCCUGUGACUGCGUCCGGAUGGAGCGCAUCAAUUGAUCGCUAA
Aspergillus puulaauensis is the source of this 357-nucleotide messenger RNA. RefSeq lists its product as uncharacterized. NCBI's taxonomy places the organism in Eukaryota, Fungi, Ascomycota, Eurotiomycetes, Eurotiales, Aspergillaceae. The transcript has a single exon. Bases 1 to 357 code for a protein of 118 amino acids. The record is from RefSeq and is a predicted model, not a curated record.